Messenger RNA from Colletotrichum acutatum, 4231 nucleotides. RefSeq lists its product as uncharacterized. NCBI's taxonomy places the organism in Eukaryota, Fungi, Ascomycota, Sordariomycetes, Glomerellales, Glomerellaceae. The record is from RefSeq and is a predicted model, not a curated record. The transcript is spliced from 6 exons. Gene Ontology annotation, molecular function: protein kinase activity; ATP binding. The coding region runs from base 99 to 3782 and encodes 1227 amino acids. Gene Ontology annotation, biological process: protein phosphorylation.
CCCGAUUUGAAGGUCAGAAAGAGGCUGACCCGUACGAUUAGAAACCCCAACACGGACUGCCUCUCUCAGAAAGUUGCACAAGAAAGCGGUUGAGUGAGAUGGCGUUUCUGGAAGAUACUGAUGAACGCUCCGUAGUUUUGUCGGAUGGAGAAGGAUAUCUGCCUACGGAACUGCCUUCGAGCACUGAUGGUCAUGUCUCAUUAGGGACGUCCCAAACGCACCCACCCGAAGCAACUUCUUUUCCUCUCAACUCAUCUGUUAGCGAUGAUUCACUCGAGGAAAGAAUCAUCCAGGGCCUUUGUAAGACCGACGAUGACAAAGACUUUCUGCCAGCCGACAUUAUCGACGUCUUGACAUCUAGAAGAAUUGUCGAGGAAGAGCUCGAGGCGCACGUGACAAGUGAUCAACUGUCAUCUCUUGUAGCCUAUGUCACAAACCCAUAUCAACCUGCUAGGCGGCUGUUUCUUACUCUGGUUGUCUGCGAUGAUCUGAAGCGACUCCAAGAUCUAGCCGAUGCUCCUCAAAAGUUUCAUGACGACGACCUACCCGUCAAAGUUGUGAAAAGCCCUGAGACGAAUGGGUACUCAAUGGAAAGCAUCGAAGGCGGCAAAAGGUGGCCUCUAUUCGCGAGUCGCCGGAAGCUCACUCUCGACAGUUUCUUUCACAGUCAAUGGCAAUUCCUUGCGCCUGUCUUCACUGCCAAUUCCUUUCGUCAUAAGCUUCACCCUAGCUGCCCUCUUCCUUUUACCGUGAAGAUCAACCACCAAAAAGCGGGUUUUUUCAGCUCCGUGUUUGAAGUGGUGAUCCAUGAUGCACAUCAGAAGGUACUGCCUAUGGCUACGGGGAAGAAGAUUCGUGUCGCCUCAAAGGAGAUGAGAAUCGGGAUGGACUCAUACUAUGAGAAAGAGGCGGAUAUUUUGGAAACCAUACGCAAUGUUGAAAACCUGCAUCUCAUUAAACCUUUAGCGGCAUAUCGAAGAGGUGACCUUAGGGGCUUCCUUUUCCCUUGGGGGGAGGGUGGCAACCUGAAAGAAUUCUGGGGCUCCCAAGAAAAAUUGCGACCUGUGCCUGUCAGAGACCCUCAUCUUGUUCUUUGGGUUCUACGGCAACUACAAGGGAUCUGCGGAUCCAUCAGUGCCUUGCACGAAAGGAACUGCCGACACGGAGAUCUGAAGCCCGAAAAUAUUCUUCAUUUCCUCGAGACCGGCAGCAAUGGUGUUCUCAGAGUUGCCGACGUAGGGCUCGCUAGGUUCCAUCUCGAGGCUACCAGAGAUCGAAACCAGCCGACGAAUACCAUGACUGGCACUGUUCGCUAUGAGCCUCCGGAAUUCGGGCUUACUGAGCAGAUCUCCCGACUCUACGAUGUGUGGUCACUGGGUUGCGUCUUUCUCGAGUUUCUCAUCUGGGUGCUUUAUGGCAACAGCAAACUGAGAGACUUCAACAGGGCCAGCAUCGAAGAGAAAUUCUGGAGCAAGGAUGAUGAAGGCUACCAUCAGCAUCGCGAGGUCAAGCGUUGGAUAUCUCGCAUGUCGAAGGACCUCCGGCGAAACGACCCUACUUCCAGCACUGCGCUGAAAGACGUACUGGAGCUAAUCGACUUGAACAUGCUAGUACCUGAAGUCGAAGGCCGAACAAACUCUCUCAAACUGUACGAAAGACUGAGAAGUAUCUUUGAACAAGCUCAAGCACAGGAAAACUAUCUACUGGAUUCUACUCUAUGGAAUCGCAUCAGCACUAGCGCAGUCCCCGCUGAACACAGGCGCUCUAAGCUGGAAGUUCCUGGCCAACGACCUCUCCCAGUUCGCGCACCAACAAGUCAAAACCUACAACCUGCGCUUCUCGGGCGCGCACCGGACGUGCCUAUACCAGACACUCCUAUGAUUGUUGAACCCCAUGCUGAACCAAGCGAGGUCAACAUGCAAAUUCCGAUCCCGAAUGCUCAAGAACAGCUUGACAACUUCCGAGAUGUGUGGGAGUUGCAGAGUGAUAGCCAUUUUGCUAGUGAAUUCUAUCGCAAAUCUGCAUCGCCCCUACCGACCCCACAAGGUUCCAUACUCUGCAGUAAUUGCAAGGGGUAUGAUAUCUGGACGCCGAUGUUUCUUAUUUGUGAACGAGUUGUAGAUCUCAAAUCCAGAUCUCAGACUUGCGAGCUAUGCGCACUCUUAGUGCAGAGUGCUGGACUUCUUGGCAUGGAAGAUGGCCAUGAAUUGAAGUGUCGAAGAGAAGGCUCAUCUUUGAAGAUUGAUCCCGAUGGUCCCACCAUUUUGAGUCUUUAUGUAAACCCAGCGACCGACGGCUCUACACCCCCGCAUGCACAGAUAGGCUUUCCUACCCUACCGGAAACAGGCUCUCCUGAGCAAUUUGUUCUGCUGAAUGAGUGGCUACGCGUGUGUGACGAACAACACAGUCAUGGCGUCGAUGAUCGUACCGAGUUACCUACUCGCGUCCUUGAUGUUGGAAUAGACCCGAAUUCUACUAUUCGUCUCUGCGACGGAAAAUCUCUUCCACUCGAACGAUACACUGCUCUGAGCCACUGUUGGGGAGUGAAUUCUCAAGCCCAAGUCCGUACCCUGAAGGAGAAUAUCAAUGUCUUUCGCAAGCAGAUUGACUUCGGCAUUCUCCCAAAGAGUUUCCAAGAUGCGGUUAAGAUUACGAGAGCGUUGGGACUACGCUACCUAUGGAUUGAUUCACUCUGCAUUAUCCAGAAUGAUAAGCAGGACUGGGCUUUCGAGGCCACACGCAUGGAGCAUGUCUUCAGCUCUGCUUACUGCACCAUCGCAGCCACAGCAGCGUCUUCUUCGGCUGAAGGCUUCUUGCGACAGAAAGCAAACCAUCCAUUCGCAACAUUGGAGGGACCCGGCGGUGGCUUUACCUUCGUGCGCAAGUCUAUCGACGACUUCCACCAAGAUGUCGAACAAGCUGUUCUCAACCAGCGUGGAUGGGUGUUACAAGAGAGGGCGUUAUCGCGCCGAACACUUCACUUCACAGCAUCUCAGGUGUAUUGGGAAUGCGGCAAGGGCGUUCAUUGCGAGAGUUUGAUGAAGCUGUCUAACCGACAAGCUGCCCUUCUCGGGGACUCCGAUUUCCCCAAAUCAGCCUUAGAGUACUUUAAGGGAGGCCGAAUUGUGACAUUCCAAACCCUCUAUCAGAUAUAUUCCCGGCUCGCAUUCACAGUACCGAGCGAUCGGUCCAUUGGAAUCAAGGGCCUGGAAGAGAGGCUGGUCAAGGACUUUGUUACCAAAGGCGGAUUUGGCAUUUUCGACGAAUAUCUUCAACGAAGUCUUCUUUGGCAGAAAGCUCCUGAUGCGUCACUCGAUAGAAUCUCAUACCCUCCAGAUAGGCGAGUCCCCUCCUGGUCCUGGAUGGCAUAUCAAGGCCCAAUAGCCUAUCUUGAGGCUCCCUUCGAACAUAUCAACUGGACCAAAGAUAUCGUCACGCCUUUCAACACUGAUAGCGGGAAGAAGACUCAUUGGGCAGUUUCCGAGGGCAGUGAAGUUCCUCUCCUCCGUGGCGUUGCUAGUCGCAUCAGAUUGGAUGCCAUCGAACUCCUCAAAAGAGUCAGAUUCGAUCAGUCAAAGCCGCAUACGAUAGAUCAGCUAAGAUGCAUCGUCAUUGGGAAGGAGAAGACAGAGGGUUUGACCCGGGAGCCAGAAAAUUAUGUUCUUGUGAUUGUCAGACUACCUGGAGAACAAGGUGGUCGAUAUGAGCGCGUUGGCGUAGGAAGAUUACUGGCUGAACACAUCCUACUGCGAGAGCCGCAGCUCAACGUCGAGGUGCAGUAGUUUUCUACGAAUUCUUUUCGUAGAAUCUCUCCUUUUUCAUGGACUUUGUGUCAAAACGAAAUGUUACUUGUUUUUUUUCACAUCACUUUUCAGGGUACCUUAUGUUAUCAAACGAGUAUUUUUUGAUUUUAGUUGAUCAUCAUGUUGUGUGUUGCAUCAAUAUUCGUGUGAAGAGGCGGUCUUGAAAAUAUGAAUCGAGAGACUUGGCCUAGGCAAGACUAGUUCUUGUCGAUGCCGGUGGCCGCCGUUACAUUCGGUGGAAAUUAAAUACCUAAGAUGUUUCAGUCCUUUGAAUUCCCUUCUCUUCGACUUUUGCUGAUUCCAUGCUGGAAUCAUUUGUCCUUUCUGUUAGGCUGUCUAGCCUGUGUUCUUGCUAGUUGCGGGUAUCCAGCUCGCGCAGUCUGCGCUGCUCCUUGUCGCCUUCGCCCGUCUCUUAGAAUCAAAAGCUC